AUGACCAUGAAUCUACCCAGCAUGACUUCUCCCUCACUCAAAUCCCCAAUCCCUCUCAUCCUCCUCGUCCUAUACCUGCUCUUUACUCUCGCACCAGCCGAGCAGAUCGUCCAAACAACCGUCGUCAUAGUCACCGUCGGUGCAACCGCUACUCCAACCGUCCCACAGCCCCCGUCUUAUACGUCCGCCGAUGUCUUUAAAGAUGACGUCCUCUCCGCCAGCAACGCCUACCGCCGCGUCCACAACGCAACGGAUCUCCUCUGGAACGAAACGCUAACGGACUACGCCCACGCCUGGGCCCAGAAAUGUAAAUGGAAACAUUCGGUGAGUUGGCUGUCCCUUAUCCAUCCAUCUAACCAGUCUUCCUCUCCUUCUUGUCACCUGGCAGCCUCAAGAACUGACAAGACGAUGUCUAAUGUGGUGUGCACACAGCACGGACCGUACGGCGAGAACCUCGCCUUCGGGUAUCCCAACGCCUCGGCAGCCAUCGCCGCCUGGGGCGACGAAGUCCGCCAUUAUGAUUUCCAGAAACCGACCGGAUUCACGGAGGAGACGGGCCAUUUUACCCAGCUGGUCUGGAAGGCCACGAAGCAGGUGGGCUGCGCGGCGGUCGAUUGCGGAUAUACGGGGGACGAUGACAACGCAAAAGAUGCCUCUGGGCGGUAUCGAUACGCGCAGGGAUGGUACGUCGUGUGCGAGUACCUGCCACCAGGGAAUGUGAUGGACGGGACGGAGGCGAUGGGUGGGGGGAAUGGUCUGUUCAUAGUCAAUGUGCAGCCGUCGGGUACGUAUUCGGGGCCGUCGACGACGACCUCGACUGAUGAUCCGGCUACGAGUACGGCUGCGACUAGCGGCGCAGGAAGGGCCUGGGUAUUGGAGGGCCACAGCUGGACUGGGCGCCUGGCGAUAGUGGGUAUGAUAUUGAUCUGGUUCCCAUCCGUUUGA
This is a messenger RNA of Aspergillus affinis, 945 nucleotides long. RefSeq names its product putative extracellular SCP domain protein Pry1. Gene Ontology annotation, cellular component: extracellular region. NCBI's taxonomy places the organism in Eukaryota, Fungi, Ascomycota, Eurotiomycetes, Eurotiales, Aspergillaceae. The record is from RefSeq and is a predicted model, not a curated record. The transcript has a single exon. Bases 1 to 945 code for a protein of 314 amino acids.